Molecule: messenger RNA, 1145 nt
Organism: Topomyia yanbarensis
Lineage: Eukaryota; Metazoa; Arthropoda; Insecta; Diptera; Culicidae
Product: collagenase-like
Exons: 1
Coding region: 2-871 (289 amino acids)
Biological process (GO): proteolysis
Molecular function (GO): serine-type endopeptidase activity
Source: RefSeq, a predicted model, not a curated record
AAUGUCGAAUAGUGUGGUUACUGGUAAAAUGCCAAUCAAAAUCCACUUGGUUACAUUGCUGGUGAUAUUAGUAGGAAGCCGUGCGCAAGCAGAGGAAUCUCGUAUCAUCAACGGAGAGGACGCCGAGCUUGGCCAAUUCCCGUACCAGGCCAAGCUAAUAAUACAAACAGAUCAAGGUCGUGCCCUGUGCGGUGGAAGCCUAAUAAGCGAAGAAUGGGUAUUAACUGCAGCACAUUGUGUGGAAAGUGCUCGUUCUGUCGAGGUAACUCUAGGUGCAGUGGAUUUAAAUGACCAAGGAAAUGAUGGAAGAACUGUCCUCAACUCAACGGAAUAUGUUCGUCAUCCCAAUUAUCAAGCGUCAUCAGCUUCGAAUGAUGUUGCCGUGGUAAGACUUCCAGAGAGGGUUACCUACAGUGAUCGGAUUCAGCCGGUGAAGCUGCCUACCGGACACGACGACUACAAUCGUCGGUUGGCUUUGGUCAGCGGAUGGGGUAAAACGAGAGAUAUGGGCGGAGUUGCUCAAAAGCUACAAUAUACUACCCUGACGGUUAUUCGAAACAACGAGUGUUCGCUUUUCUACGGUCCCGGAACAAUUCAACCGACAACACUCUGCUGUCGCGGAGCAAAUCGACGAUCUACGUGCAACGGUGAUUCCGGUGGACCGCUCGUUUUGGAGGAUGAUAAAACCCAGAUUGGUGUGGUUAGUUUUGGAAAUGUAAUUGGUUGCGAGAAAAUGUUCCCGGUAGGAUUCGCCAGACUGACGGAAUUCACGGAUUUCAUUAGAGAAACGACUGGCGUCGAAGCUAUGAGAGCACCCGUAAGGAACCAUGUCUCAAAUUUUCUGUUACUAAACAUGCCGAACCGGAACUAGGGUAUAAUUUGAACGUGUUUGUUAGAGAUAGUGACGUAUUUUUAUGUGAGUGGACUAGAUUCCCUUGCAUUAUGUCAUGAGAUGUUUUUGUUUUAUUUUUAACACAAACGUUGAUGAAACUUUUAAUAAAUCGAAAUCUUUCAGUUCUUUGUAAACAAUAAAGUGGUAAAAAAGGUUUUUGUGCGAUAAUGUCCCAACCAGAUUUUCAAAAUAUAAAUAAAAACAAAAUAUUUAAGCUUUUAAAAUUGAAAUUCUACCCAGAACCACUUGCACA